CGGUAGCUUUGUCAUCGACGAGGCGCACUGCGUGUCCGAGUGGGGCCUGGACUUCCGCCCGGAGUUCCGCAAGCUGCAGAUGGUUCGAAGCCGCUUUCCCGGGGUCCCGAUCUUCGCCUGUACCGCGUCGGCCACAGAGGCCUGUCGCCGCGACAUGAGAACCGUCCUGUUCGGUCCCAACAGCACUGGCGCGCGGGUGUUCGUGGACAGCUUUAACCGGCCGAACCUGUCGUUCGUGGUGAAGCAGAAGGAAACCAAUCUAUGCAUUGGAAAAGAAUGAGCAUUGUGGUAGUAGUAUAAAUUGCAUGACAAAUAAUUUUGCCGAAUAAGAAAAGUGAGAUUUGUAAUACUGAUUUCCCUAAAAUAGAGCAUUUGUCAUGCAUGAUCACUGCAAUUACUACGAGUGCGAUCCUUAUCCUUUUGCAAUGCAUACAACCUGACGAAAAACAAUGCGGACCAGUUUUUCCAGGGCAUCGUGGACACCAUCCGGGUAUCAAAUGUAAAUAUGUCUGCGUCUGGAAGGAUCAUGCACCUGACUUGUAAUGCUGCAUUGGGAUUCCAAAACAAAUCUGUAAUGCAUGAGCAGCUAGAGAAGCGGAAGUGUAGUUUGCUCUACGCGGAGAGGGCAUUUCUCACACGGCAAAGGCAUCAAACGGCCCUCAAAAGAUCUGUGAUGCUCGGUCAUGCAUUGCAGGCCUCAUGGGUCAUGCAAAAUAUGCAUGUCUACCCCUCUCGUGGCCGUUCUGGUGCGCCUUCUCAUGUGAGGUCGUUGACGAGGCUUGGUGGGAAAUUCCCGUUGCGCGAGGCUCUUGCCUUGCUCUCUGUCUUCGCCCCCAGCGGUGAUGAGAUAGUAGAAGCGUCUGUUGUGGCCGUCGGAGCUUGCUCCGGGUCUUGUGGCUCCUCUCGUCCUCGGUGGAGUACCUGAGUGGCUUUUGCUGCUGCCUCCGUUGACUUUUGGCUGCUGCUUGACUGGCGGUUGGGAACAUAUCAGGCGUCUUUGUGCUGUUGCUUCUGCCGCGUGGUCCCCAGUGUUCCCCGGGUCCGGAACUCUGGGUUACCUUGGUCGAGUUGGUGUCACUGUCGGUUCACCUAUGUCCCUGCCUUUCUGUUCUUGCCACUGGGAACAGUCUGUGCGUUUCUUUCGUCAGCGGCUUCUCGGCGCUGAAGCUCGUUGACGAUUGUUUCGGGAGGUUCCUAACGGCCCCUGAGGACAUUGCCUCGUUGCCGACCAGGCCGAACUUAGAGGUCGGCUUCGGGAAGGCUACCCGGAGUUGAGUCUGUUUCGGCAGGUCUCUUGUGAAUGCGAGGGCAGUGGUUGGCUGAGGUUGUUGGAGCGUUCCAUAGUGUCGCUCCAGAUCAUUUCUGAUCCUUCUCCAACUUCCUCAUUUCCUGUGUGGUCUAAUGCAGAUUGCAGAUCACAACACAGGGCCACCCUCGCAUCUCACCUCCAGGGGGGGCGCGCGGACCUCGCUUGCCAUUUCGUUUGGUCUCGCGAAAGUUCCAGCUCCCCCGAGCGGUAGUAGGGGAUUUCCAAGUGUGCAAAAUAUGCAUGACAAACCUGGCAAUCGUCCAGACUCAGACAUAUUCGCACGGCAUACCGGGAUUCGCUCCAGCAGGACUACAUGCGAAACCUCUCGUCUUCGUCGGCGGUGGCCGGCUCGUAUCACAGCGUAUUGGAAAAGACUUCAGGGGAGGUGGGGGCGAGAAGCGUUAUGUUUGGUCUGUCAGGUAGUGGACUGGACGAGGGUGCGUUUUAAUACUUUCGUGCGAGUUCUAGUACAUCUCGAUCUUUAUCCAUUUCUACUCCCAGAAAAUGAAAAAUCGAAGAGAAAGGAAGCACGACGGCCUUGUCGUCCAAGAGGAUCCAUUCGGAAGUAAAGAACUUCUACGCUUCCUCUCCCAUUGUACUUUUUCCCCUGCACACCUAAACGCCGUCGACGGGAACCAGAAAAAGCUGAGCUACCACGCGCACCACGCCGCUGCCCAGGCGGCGAACACCGGCUGCUGCGUCAUCUACGCGCUGUCCAAGGUUGAGUGUGAGACCGUGGCCAAAGGCUUGCAGAAGUGCGGGCUGAAGGCGAGACCGUACCACGCCGGACUGCCCAUCCAAACGCGACGGACGAACCAGGAGCAAUGGAUGAGCGGCAAAAUUCAGGUGAUCGUCGCCACCAUCGUAUCUUCCUGAGCAAACGCGUCCCCAUAGUGUCAAGUUGUUGGGAACUUGGCAACGCAAUAAAAACAGCAGCUUCGUUGGGAGUCACGCAUGACAAGUUCUUAUUUCCAGCUGUGUUGUAAGUGCAGUUUAGCACGGACAGCCGCAACAUGAGAAAGCCACUUCUACUCUGUACACAUCCUGUUUGCAGCAUAUACAAAUGUUGCCAAAACACUUUCGGAAAUGCCUCUACUUAUCGCGAUGCGCAUUACAAAUGUCGCUGUAAUUGCAAAUCUGCAUGAAGACAACUCUGGGAUCGUGGGGGCGUAGUUUUUGCUGAGGAUACAUCGCCUUCGGCAUGGGCAUCAACAAAGCGGACGUGCGGUUCAUCGGCCAUCUGGUGAUGCCGAGCUCUCUGGAGCGCUACUACCAGGAGUGCGGGCGCGCGGGGCGGGACGGACGGCACGCCACUAUGAGAUGUAAAGAUGUCUGGGUCUGGAAGAAUGGAAGGUCUGUCAUGCUCUGCCAGCAUGACCCCAGAGUCUCAAGAGCCCCGCACCGCUUUUUUGUCAUGCAGAAACGCAUUUUGUCAUGCAGAAUAGGCAACACCCCGAAGCUCAGAAACUUGUCAUGCUGAGCCAGCACUUGUGGCCCGGCCCCCUCAUGAUACGCCAACCAGCAUCACAAGUUUCCAGACCCAGACACUUUUACAGUUGAUAGCCACCUGCGUGUGCUGGUACUCGGACCGGGACUACGAGCGGUGCAAACGACUGGUCACCAGCGGCGGCGGGCCGGCCGGGGCCUCGAGCAGCAAGUUCCUCACGCAGCUUUUGGCCAUGCGGUCGUUUCUGACGCAGAAGAUCCAGUGCCGGCGGAAAGCGCUGCUGGAAUACUUCGGCGAGCGAAACUUCGACGCGAAAAAUUGUGGGAAAAAAUGCGACAUUUGCGCGACCGUGGACCGCGAGAACGCGCACUUGCUAAACAUCACCACGGAGCAGCGGCAAGGAACAGCAGCUGGUGCAGGGAAUGCGACUAGUACAGCCGGGACUUCUUCUGGAGGCAACAUUUUUGGUGCCUCCAGCCUGCUACAGCACCAACACGGUAUCAACAUGUCCUCUUCCAUCGUGCAACGAGACUUCACUUCGGAAGCGAAGGUUUUGGUCAACUACCUGCGUGACUGCCUGUCCUGCGAACUCACCGUUGCGAAGUUGCGGGACGCGAGUCUUGGUGUCUCCCUGCCGAAACCUGCGAAGAAGAAGGGGCGACGCGGAGGUAAGAGCCAGUGGCUGCAGGCGGCGGAAGACAAGCGGGAGAAAGUGAUGAACCACAAAAGCUUCGGGUUUCUGAAGAACACGAGUAUUUCACAACCCAACCAGCCAGAUCAGCAGCUGAGCAAGCAUGGCGCAGAGCAGGUGGUCCGGAAAUUAGUGGAGUUGCAGGUCUUUUCAGAAAUCGUGAAAACCUCCGGAGGUGGUGGGCGCAAGAAGCGCGGGCGGCGGGGAAAGAGCGCCUUCUCGUGGUCGAUUCUGCAAGUCGGGCCGCGCGCCACCGAUCUGCAGUGGAACAGGUUACGGGUCAGCGUGGAUUUGGACGGCAGUACGGCCUUCGCAGGAACAACUACGGGAGGUGGUGCGCCGAAGUCUUCGUCUGGUGUCGGGGCCAGCAGUAGCAGCAGCGCAUUCAGCCGGAACAACCAGCAAACGGGCUUAGAUUCGGAUGACAUCGAAGAAUUCGGCUCCUCAGACGACGAUGAGACAAGCGACUCGGCGGUGGUUGCCGCCGCGGAUGCGGCAGUACUGGCACAGAAAAGUGCGGUGCAGCAGGGAACAGCAGCUACGACGUCUUCCGGAUCUACUUCCACAGGACUACUUGGUGCGGCUAGACAACAAACAUCUGCAUUCACAACCGCCUUCAGCCUCGACUUGUCCUCCCUGGAUCAAAAUUCGAGUAAGCGCACAAAGACACCCGCGGAAUUGGAGUUUGAGCGGUUGCAGCGACUAGAGUUGGAGAAGUACAAGCGACCACCCAAGCAGAAGCCCGCUGUUGUUUCGGCUGGAUCCUCCAGCAGUUCAUCAGCGAACUUCUACAACCGUGUCGGCGCCGGACAAGUCUCCUCCCGCCCUGCAAACCCGUCGUCUUCCUCGGCGUCCAGCAGAUUCAAUCCAUUAUUUGCAGCUGCUGCGUCUUCGACCAGUCCGUUUGAUAAUCCACUGCUGCAGCUCGGAGGAGCGCGCCGAGGAGGAGCAGGAAGUGGCACAAGUAUUUUAGGAAGCCGCAGCGGCCCUGCGGUACAGAACCAGGAGGAGGAUGAGAUCAUCUCCGAAGCUACGGAUGAGGAUGAGAAGCUGUUUGGGGCUGGGCGAAGCAGUAGAGCCACAAUGAAUCAAACGAAUGCGACAUCAUCUUCGGCUGGGCGAGUAGUUGACAACCGGCCCUUGCUGAUCGCAGAGGAUAAGCACGACAGUGAGGAGGAAGGAGGUUGUGGCUCGUCGUCGUCACACGGAGGAAGUCUGCUAGCAAGAUUGAUGGCAAAACGAAGAAAAAUGAACCCGGAUAAUGAAUGAAGGUAACCACCAGUAGUGGUAGUCGUCCUGUGACUACAGAGUAAAAGAUUUUCUGCACAACUAUAAGAUUUCCCUGAUCACCGCGUGUUUGAGG
This is a messenger RNA of Amoebophrya sp. A120, 4810 nucleotides long. The record is from the annotation of a GenBank genome assembly. Lineage: Eukaryota; Dinophyceae; Syndiniales; Amoebophryaceae.